This is a messenger RNA of Acytostelium subglobosum LB1, 1575 nucleotides long. RefSeq lists its product as hypothetical. Gene Ontology annotation, molecular function: flavin adenine dinucleotide binding; N,N-dimethylaniline monooxygenase activity; NADP binding. The record is from RefSeq and is a predicted model, not a curated record. The annotation marks the transcript as partial. Lineage: Eukaryota; Evosea; Eumycetozoa; Acytosteliales; Acytosteliaceae. The transcript has a single exon.
UUGAAUGCCUUGUGCAUCAUUGUAAUAGUAUUAUUUGUAUCUUUAACAAGAACAUCAAUGUCAAUGACAAUGACACCAUCUCUUGCAAUCAUUGGUGGAGGCUUUAGUGGACUGUGUGCAGCAAAGUCAGCGAUAGAGAAUGGAUUAAGACCUGAACUCUUUGAGAAACAGAGUAGUAUAGGUGGACUGUGGAGACCACAGACUGGUACAAUGUGGCAAUCUCUAAGAACCAACUUGUCUCAGUAUACUUGUAUGUUCUCUGACUUCCCCUUCAGCGUCGCCGACAACUUCCCCAGCCAUACACAAGUCUACGAGUACCUCAAACAAUACGUCGAAGCAUUCAAACUAGAGCACAACGCAUUGUUACACUUCAAUCAUAUCAUUACACGUGUGUCACGCGAGGAAGAUGGCAAGUGGCGAGUGACAUGGACAUCCCCAGAGGGCGACGGCAGCAAGGUGUUUGACAAUAUUAUCAUAUCAUCUGGCUUCUUCUCCGAGCCAGUCAACCAAAAGAUACCUCAAGAGCAGCCUGUCGGCACACCAGAGAUACCAACUAUACACUCGUCGGCUUAUCGCAACCCUGCAGACUACAAGGGCAAGGUGGUGGCGGUCAUUGGUGCAGGCUACAGUGGCACAGAGAUCGCUUCAGACUUGGCCAAACACGGUGUUGAGGUGGUGGUUGUCGCGCGUAGGAAGGAGUAUAUCCUGCCACGAUACGCCAAUGAGGAUGGCAAGCAUGUGCCCGUCGACACGACUAUGUUCUCUCGCGUCAAGGCCUUGAGAAAGCUCGACCCAGAGGUUCGCGCCAGAUGGUUCGACUCGAUGAACAAGACGCGACAGUCGACCGUUGACAGCAUCAGUGUGGACAACCCCGAGAACCCAUAUGUGGCCAUCUCCGACGACUAUGUCCAGCAAGUUAAAGACAAUAAGAUCAAGUUCUAUCAUGGACAGCCUUCAAGGAUAGUCAACGACCAACUCUAUUAUAUCAAGGUGGGCAAGGAUGCUGAGGAGAAGGAGUCAAUCAAGAUUGAUCAAGUUAUACUGUGUUCCGGAUUCACAGUGAAUCUAAAGUAUCUUGAUCAAGAGAUACUUGAUGCCAUACAUUAUGAUCCAUCAAUCACUUUCCAACCAAUGCUACUUCACAAAGCAGUGUUCUGUCAAUCAAUGCCAGGUAUUGCCUUUGUUGGAAUGUAUCGUGGACCCUAUCUACCUGUAGUUGAAUUGCAAGCUAGAUGGGCCACUGGAGUGUUUGCCAACAAGUACCAGGCACCGGCACAUGCAGCCAUGGCAGAGGGCAUUCAAUCAGAGUCAGAGAUCAGGAAUAGGAAGCCACCCACACAAUUCCCAAGGAUGUACGUACCAUACUCUGAGGAUUUGGCCAAGGAGAUGAACAUUGCACCAGACCUCGAGUAUUACAAAUCAAACAAUGAACCACUGUACAAGAUGUUGAAUGAAGGAUUCUUCCUUGGAGCAUCGUAUCGACUUUCAGACAACCAAGAUCCAGUCAAAGCAGCUGCGGCCAAAGAGUUCAUCAUGAGAAUAUCAACCAAGCCGUAUGCCAUGGAUAUCCAGCCC